AUGCUCAGCCAAGUGAUGCUCGUGUUAACAUUGCUGGGGGCAGCGGUGCGAGGCCAAGAGCGGAAAUGGGAAUUCCUGCAGCCGAGGCCAGUGGCCCAGGUCCAGGCCAGCCCAGCCACCGAAAACGCGUUCCCCGCGUGGUACCACAUGCCUCAGAAGCAGCAGCAGCACGCGCCCGCCUAUCCCUAUGAACGCCCGCCCAGCAACCAGCAGGUAGAGAGCUCAUUCCGUGGUUAUCCAACCUUCAACCGUCAACCACCAUCCCCACCCCAGCAGACCGCCUUCGAAACGCCACGCCGCCCAUUCCCGAGCACGGCCGACAUAGAUGACCGGACUGCUGUCGAAAAGUAUCACAAAUUAUUGCUGCGGAAACGAAAACCGGAGCCCGGGGCCACGUCUCGUCCAGGCCAUACUGUACCUCCUAAAUUACGACCACCAUCAGGGCACCGCCCCUCAACAAGCCUGCCACGCCCCGGAGAGCCGCUUGUAACUCCGGGCACUCAGAAUCUCACGAGAUUCCGUACCGUACGCCCGCUCGUAAAUAAAACACGAGAAAGGUUGCGCUUGAAAAAGAUCCAGACCGAGGCCACGGUCGAUCCCUUAGAAUCUUCAACACAAGAACGGACAACACAAGUUGUCAUGGAGAUCUAUCAAGGGACCACCGCGCCAUCAUUCCCUAUCACUAAGGAAUCCAGCCCUUGGCAUCGGCUUUCGUGGACAAGAAAAUCUGAAAAUAGGAACUUGACUACGACAACUACUACAGUCAGUCCUGUCACCCUUCGUCCACGGUUCAUCUGCAACAAGACCUUGACCAGCGAAGAGACCAAGGACCGAGAAAAACGGCCGCUUAUUGGCCCAUUCAAACCGGUCAGCCGAACUUCAGGCAACCUUAUCUGGCGACUCACCUCACCAGUGCCUCUGCUGCCCAGCCAAAAAGAAGUCGUGAAGCCGCCUACGCACUGGACCGUCUUCGAUUUCAUUUCUUGGCCGAACGCCGAGCUCUUCAACGCGAUCCGCGACGUCGUGAACAAGUUCAAGGCCUCGCUGGAUGAGUCGGGCCUCGACCAGGAUGUUCGACAGAUGGGCCGCCAGCUGCAGAACACGUGGCACCAACUGCGAGCAGGUCUUGAUCGCAGCUGGAACGCUUUGAGAUUAAGCGCCGAACAAUCGCUACACCCAACCGUCGUCCCGUACAGCCAUCAAGGACCCGGUGGCGUUAACGAGCAGCUCUCACAAAUGUUCGCUCGGUCGCAAUCCCAAGAUGCGCCAAAGAACAAACUC
Mesorhabditis spiculigera is the source of this 1281-nucleotide messenger RNA. Lineage: Eukaryota; Metazoa; Nematoda; Chromadorea; Rhabditida; Rhabditidae. The record is from the annotation of a GenBank genome assembly.